AUGGCAAAGCUGACCAAGCCGAACGCGGCGGCGGAGAAAGCACCCCCCAAGUCGGCGAAGAAAGAAAAAAAAGUGAAAACCGCAGCCAAAGAGAAGGUGCCUUCGAAGAAAACCACCGAAGCAGUCAAGAAAAUCUCUGCGAAGGUGCCAGCGAAACCCACGACGAAACGUGUCGUGCAAAAGGACAAAGUGCACCAGCUCAAAUUGAAGGUGGAGAAGGGCGACGAGGCGGCCCGUAAAGAGCUCGAGGAGCUGAUUAAGAAAUUGGAAGCGCAGAAGACCACGAGCAAAAGGUCGAGGCGUAAGCUCAACAUGUACAAAAAUAUUUUAAAACCGAAAACGGGCAAAUAA
This is a messenger RNA of Photinus pyralis (common eastern firefly), 351 nucleotides long. RefSeq names its product DNA-binding protein HU homolog. The transcript has 2 exons. Lineage: Eukaryota; Metazoa; Arthropoda; Insecta; Coleoptera; Lampyridae. The record is from RefSeq and is a predicted model, not a curated record. Bases 1 to 351 code for a protein of 116 amino acids.